This is a messenger RNA of Penicillium atrosanguineum, 3873 nucleotides long. RefSeq lists its product as uncharacterized. The transcript has 5 exons. Lineage: Eukaryota; Fungi; Ascomycota; Eurotiomycetes; Eurotiales; Aspergillaceae. Bases 1 to 3873 code for a protein of 1290 amino acids. The record is from RefSeq and is a predicted model, not a curated record.
AUGGAAAGAGUCAGAAAAACCUUCUUCGAUCCGCUCGCAUCGUCGAAGGCUCGCAUUCGCGAGAUCCUCGAGGAUCUUCCAGUCGGCUCUGCACACCCUUUUAGUCCUGAGCGUCUUCUUUUAUGUCGGACAGACAACGGUAUUGACGAAAUCGAUAUUUCUUCCUACCCGGAAGACUACUUUUUCAAUGCUGUCGAUCUGGGCGAGAUGGGCGAGACCCUUUUAAGACGUAUGGCUGGCUUCAAGUCUCACCUGAGGGUAUUCGAGGACUUCCAAAUCAUGCAAGCACCAGCCUCUACAUUCAAGAUCCCGAUAGUGUCGGACCAAAUCACAAUCUUAGCAGUCUCUGAAAGGACUCCGACCUACUACGAUUUCUGCUUCGCUGAUGCAUCAUAUAACGCAUGUUGCUGGCUUGCAAGAGACACAUUUCCCGGAAUCACUCACAGUGGUGAUAUUCUCAACGGACAGGAUCUUCUAGAUUAUGUCAAGAUCAACAUGGACACCCUCACAGAGGAAGAAAUCUGCGUGUUUAUUUCUGGCUACCAAUCUACCCUUAUAACAAGGUUCCUGGGGACCAACCCUGCAUUGCUUGUUGCCGAUCAUGUCGAUAAGGUUCUUUACAUCGUUCCGGUUCCACUCGAUGCAGCGACAAUUGGAGACGCGACCAUUUGUUGCCCACUGGUAAUUAAGCGGGAUGAAGGCUCCUUGAUCUGCUCUAUAUUGCCAAAGGCAACUACAGACCGUGGAAUGAUGUGUCACAGUAAUAAGUUGGUGAGCGCUUGCUUCCCGGAAGCAAUUCAGCGCGCCGACUUCACCAUCUCUGCUCCUCUAAUAGCUACCAGAAAAGCAAUCACAUUGAGCGACUCGGCCAACGAUGAAACAAGCUCGAACUCAGAAAUACUGUGCCAGAUCACCAAAGAAAAUGCGCUGUUUACCACCGAUUCGGCCACUCUCCCUUCCUUCUUUGAUUUAGAAAAUACACAAAUCAUACGUUUCGGGACUGGGUUAGAAUUCGAGCUGCCAGACAAAAAGCUUAUCCCAAAAACGCAGCCAUCCGCCGUUGUUUUGCCAUGCAUUUUUGGUUCCCAGCUUCAAGGCCCAGUUUUAUUGGCUACAGGAACAUGCCCUACAAAUGUUCCUUUCAUCGACGACAAUGCUAUCCAGAAUUAUUAUAAGCAACUGAAGAGUGCUGUAGUUAUUGUCGACGACCGAAUGACCGAUAAUGCCCGCAAUCUCGCCAGUAUAUACAGAAUCAACGCGCUCUUCAUCGUGCAGCUCAGUCCAGAAAACCAGCCCAAGAAUACCGACGAAAUCCUGGCGUUGAUGAACUCAGUAAACAUCAAUGCGGUGACAGCGCUUGCAGGGCCACAGUCCUUGGUCCUGAUUCAAAUCGCCGACAAGUAUUACUUCUACCGAGGCCUUGCUAAUCGGGCGCACAUUAACACGUCGCGAAUUAAAUUUGGCGCAGACGUGACAUCCAUUCUUGAAUCUGUAGGUGUGGAAUCCAUACUAGAUCCAAGAAUUGAGCGUAUGGCUACACUCGGCGAUGCAAAUCCGAUCAUAUUGCCCUCUUCAGGCCAAUUCGUUCAGCCUAAACAUCUUAAGAAGCUGUUCGAAGACCUUUCUGUCGACCAGGUCCAAGAUCUGGAAGAGGACAUAUCAGCAGCAGUUCCCCAACUACAAAUGAUUUUGAACCAAAAAGAUCUGCAGGAUCUCUCCAAGGUCUUAGUGUCUGCACUCUCAAUAAAGAUCAGCACCGUGGCGGCUCCAUUGAGGAACAGCUACACUAAGUUCUUAACCCAGGAGUACAACGCGGCAGACCCAGACUCAGCGAAGAAGAAGAACGAUAUGCUUGGGAGAUUGAGAAAGAUUACCAAGGAGAUGCAAGUGGCUCUCGAGCCACUGAUCUCAAGCUUGGCCAAUAUGAUAUCUUCUCAAACCACUUCGAAGCGAACACACGAUCUCAAGAGACUUGUUCGUCAAACCCAGAUUCAAGGUAAUGUCGAGGCUGUCAAGUCCAUGACUUUUGACACUCUGGCAGGAUACCUCGAAACAUAUGCGGGGGAUAUGGGUGUCAUGCUUCUGAAUAUUAAGACAACAUCCUACCACGGGCUCCUACGUAAUUUGAAAAGCCAAGCCAUCGAUGCAAGUCCAUGCUGCGAUCUCGACUCAAGAGUUUUACACCUCGAAGGAUUCGACGCAGGAAUCAUCAUAGAGCAGUCUCAGACCCACCAUGAUGGCCCACUUCAAAGCCAAGUCGGACCCUCGCAUCCAAUUUUGGCGUUGCCGUACCUGAGCCAAGGAUCGGGAACCGGAUCGAUGUUAGCCUGGGUCUGCUGGGAUGAAUUCGUGAACCUCAAAAGCCCUUACACUGUGAGAUGGAUGGAGAAGUGCAACGAACCACAUAUUGCUGCCCUAAGAAUUAUAAUGAGAUCCACCCUUAGUCAAGCAGUGGCGUCCAGAGAACAUGAGAUUCAAUCUAGCAGUCCAGAAACCGGUCAUCUCAUGAGCGCAUUGCUGAUGGCAGCCAUGGGGAAGCUCGCGGCGAUGCGGACGACUACGCCAGUUGUGUCAGAGGAAGCCGAGGAUACCGUCACAAGAUUGAUGCGAGGACUCUUCGGCAAUCUAUUGACAAUAGCAGGCUCAGGAGUGCGUCCUCUCAGCAUGGUCUGGCAGCUGUUUGGUCUAAUUCCGCAAUAUGACCUUCCCACAACUGACGUUGGGUGGAUCUGGUAUGAAACCGUGGUCUCUCUGUAUCCUUACACCGGCUGGCCUCUCAAGCAAUUCUACAACAAUCUGGAGAAGCUCCUUGACAAGGCCAUUGUCCGUGUUGUUACCAAGAACGAAGACAUGACUGCGGUCAAAUCAAGCCAUGCAGAUGAGAUGGUCAAGUUCUGCAAGCUUCGAAACAUUCAGCUCGACCAUUCUCGCACAAUUAUUACCGCGUUCAUGCGAAUGCUUACGAUGGAGAAUACCAAUAUCGCAGCCGUUGCAGCCCGUCUGCUUGGGGAGCUUCCGCACAAAUUAGAAAAGCAGAGUGGGGGCUACACCAAGAUGAUCAUGUAUCUGGAACAUCUCGCCAACGGAGGUGAACGGCGCGUCCACGAUGAUACUAUUGCCGCCAAUAUCUACACCACGCGCUCGGCUACAUUUAGCGAGCUCAAAGCCAAGGUAUCGGAAGCGUGCCAAAAUAAUGAAUGGGCCGAUGUGAAGCAUUUCUGCGAGGACAUUGUGUACAAACAAGCCGACAUCGCUUCUCUCUGGCAUAUCAAGCCUGCAUCCUUGAAAGUUCAAAGCAUGAGGGUGUACAAUGAUCUUCUGAACGCAGAUUUUGGAGACAACAUUGACGAAACUACCAAGACCAAUAAUCUAGAACUUACCAGACGAGUUCUGGGCGAUGCAGAAACACGCCGUGUUCCUUGGCAAGUUGGAAAGGAAGGACAAUAUGGCGAUUUAAUUGAGCCUCUUGAUGAGGCCUUCCUUCAUGAAAUCCUGACGGGAGAAAAGUCAACACCGCUCGCAGCCGUCGAUUCAGACGAGAAGCCCCGGACGGAGACAACGGCCAUGAGCAAAUCAAUUACAGAAGAUCAAUUCGCGCAGUUCAGUUCUUCGCUGCAGUCUAGCUUCAUCACCACGAUGCAGAGGAAACUUUCUGCCGAAGAUGUCUGCACGAUUAUUAAUGUCCCUGUUACUGCGAUGCGUGUUUUCAUCAAGGCUUUGAACCCAGAGUUUGUGUGGGAAGAUUUAGGGGAGAACUUCAAGGAAACGAUUCUGGGCUUGUUGAACAAUCGUUCAAAUCGGGCGGAGAGUCGGCCUACUAAGAAAUUGCUGGCGCUGGAGAUCGAUGAAGGAACGCUGCAGAUUGAAGGAUGA